AUGGAUACCUUGGCCGUGACAGCGGCCAGCUCGCCCACUUUUCCUUUAUUUCCCUACCUUCCUCCCGAACUACGCGCCAUGAUCUGGCGUGCCGCCUUGCCUGAAAAAGACUCCCCGGCAUUUACUCCAUAUCGAGGUGGCAGUUGGAACCCUUCUCCAGUGCCAACUACUAGCAUCCACUUCGGGGAGUGGGAGUACCGCUUCGAUUUGGACGUAAUCCGUGUCAAGAUACCCCUCGCCUCCGUGAACCAUGAGGGCCGUAACAUCGCUAUCACUUGGGCCCACAAACAGGGCAUUGAGUUUAGCUUCGAUAAGAAGAGACGGUGCAAUAUAUAUAUUCGCCGUCCUGACGAAAUGCGGGACAUGAUCUGCUUUUGCGAUGAUGUCGUGAUGUUUAUCAUCGCGGGUAAGCAUCCCGCAUUUGGUGUCACGUCUGGGGAUUUCGCAAAGGCACCACCGCGGUGGGUGCUUGAUGCCACUCAUCAAGGAGAAGCAAUUGUGUGGGACCGAACAAUCAAGAGGCUUGAGGUGAGGAGUGGCAACCAACUCCUCAACGACCACUCCUAUGAGCGGGUCAUUGAAGCCGCCCAUGCGGUAUCUGACCAUCUUGCCGCGUCCAUGCGCGGAGUAAACUACUUCGAGAUACGGGCCGCCCACGCGACCAGACUGUAA
Penicillium mononematosum is the source of this 672-nucleotide messenger RNA. RefSeq names its product 2EXR domain-containing protein. The transcript has 2 exons. Bases 1 to 672 code for a protein of 223 amino acids. NCBI's taxonomy places the organism in Eukaryota, Fungi, Ascomycota, Eurotiomycetes, Eurotiales, Aspergillaceae. The record is from RefSeq and is a predicted model, not a curated record.